CUGCAGUUAAAAAGAGAUUCUCUUCCUUCAGAUUGUUACUCACCACGAACAGGCCAUGGCUCGCAUUAAAUACGGAGCCUUGCCCCCUCACCUGCCCUCCAUGCUUCAUCCUUAACAUUUCUUUUCCCUCCCCACUCGGUUUCUUUCUCCAUCUCACACCUCUCAUCUUUUUCUUUGUUUCCUGUCAAAAACGCUUAAUACAAAAAUCCCACUGGCUUCUCCCCGCUGUUGUUCUCUCUAUUUCCUCUACAUAACAUUUCGGUUCUUGUGCUCUGCCACUCUCUUUCCUCAUCACUGUUCAUGUACACCGUAAGCUUCUGAACGUCAAAAGCGAAGCGCGAAAUCGCUUUGUUCUCUCUCUCUCAGGUAUGUACUGCUCUCUGUUCCCCCCCCAGGUGGAGGCACACAAGUGAGAAAAGGUACAGUUAUGGCAGGAGAUCAGCUUAAGGUGCUUAAUGCACUUGAUCUUGCAAAAACACAAUGGUACCAUUUCACAGCGAUUGUGAUCGCUGGCAUGGGUUUCUUCACCGAUGCCUACGAUCUCUUCUGCAUUUCUCUUGUGACCAAACUGAUCGGUCGCAUCUACUACUUUGAUCCACUCUCUGAGAAACCUGGCUCACUUCCUUCCAACGUUUCGUCUGCUAUCAAUGGAGUUGCAUUCUGUGGUACCCUUUCAGGCCAACUCUUUUUUGGCUGGCUCGGAGACAAGAUGGGAAGGAAACGUGUUUAUGGUAUGACUCUUAUGCUCAUGGUGAUAUGUUCGAUUGCCUCUGGCCUCUCUUUCGGUAAGCAACGCGAAGCUGUCAUGGCCACACUUUGCUUCUUCCGUUUCUGGCUUGGCUUUGGCAUUGGCGGAGACUACCCUCUCUCAGCCACCAUCAUGUCUGAGUAUGCCAACAAGAAGACUCGAGGGGCUUUCAUUGCUGCAGUUUUUGCCAUGCAAGGUUUUGGUAUUUUAGCUGGUGGCAUGGUUGCUAUCAUAGUUGCUGCUGCUUUCAAUGCUAGAUACCCUGCACCUUCAUAUAGCGAAAAUCGAUUUUUAUCCACAGUCCCUCAAGCUGAUUAUGCUUGGAGGAUAAUUUUGAUGUUUGGUGCCUUACCUGCUCUGCUCACAUACUAUUGGCGGAUGAAGAUGCCUGAGACUGCUAGAUACACUGCCUUGGUGGCCAAGAAUGCCAAGCAGGCUGCUUCAGACAUGUCGAAAGUUUUGCGGGUUGAGAUUGAAGCAGAACAGGAGAAGGUUGAGGAGGUGGAGAGACAGAGAGGGAAUGAUUUUGGGUUGUUCUCGAAGCAGUUCCUUCGUCGGCACGGCCUUCACUUGCUUGGAACCACCAGCACUUGGUUUCUUCUGGACAUAGCGUUCUACAGCCAGAACCUGUUCCAGAAAGACAUUUUCUCGGCGAUUGGAUGGAUUCCAGACGCUAAAACCAUGAGUGCCUUUGAAGAAGUUUACAGAAUUGGCAGAGCUCAGACUCUCAUAGCUCUUUGCAGCACUGUCCCCGGCUACUGGUUCACAGUGGCCCUUAUAGACAAGAUUGGAAGGUUUGCCAUUCAAUUGCAGGGCUUUUUCUUCAUGACUGUGUUCAUGUUUGCUUUGGCCAUUCCUUAUCAUCACUGGACUUUGAAGCACAACAGGAUUGGUUUUGUUGCGAUGUACUCAUUGACCUUCUUCUUCGCCAAUUUCGGUCCGAAUGCCACCACAUUCGUUGUUCCGGCUGAGAUUUUCCCGGCAAGGCUAAGGUCAACCUGCCAUGGCAUCUCAGCGGCAGCCGGCAAGGCUGGGGCUAUAGUGGGUACUUUUGGCUUUGUUUAUGCAGCGAAGGACUUUGGGGUGAGAAAGACUCUUAUAGCUCUGGGCGUAGUUAACCUCUUGGGGUUGUUGUUUACGUUCUUGGUGCCGGAAUCUAAAGGAAGAUCCCUUGAAGACAUGUCUGGUGAAGCAGAGGAAGAGGCCUCUAUCCCUAAUGGCCCUGAUGCCAGAACAGCUCCCGUCUAAGUUACUUGGCUGUCCAGUUUCCAAGUAUAAACAUACAUAGCUUCGUAGCAUUUGGCUGUUUGCAUUAAAGAUAGAUUUCUACCUUCACUUGCUGUUUAUGCAGAUGCAAACCAUCUGUAGACAACUAGAUACAGAUUGAGCCGUUUAGCUUCCUCGUAUUACUGUCACAAUGCCCAAGCCUUUGAUGUGUAAUAAUUAUGAAAGAAAUGUCAGAAAAUUUUGUGGUUUCUGCCCAUUUGUUCCCCUCGCGGUUUCUGAUAAUCUUGCACUUAAGUAC
This is a messenger RNA of Neltuma alba, 2273 nucleotides long. Its product is annotated as inorganic phosphate transporter 1-4. Bases 428 to 1996 code for a protein of 522 amino acids. The transcript is spliced from 2 exons. Gene Ontology annotation, cellular component: membrane. Gene Ontology annotation, biological process: phosphate ion transport; transmembrane transport. Gene Ontology annotation, molecular function: phosphate transmembrane transporter activity. The record is from RefSeq and is a predicted model, not a curated record. Lineage: Eukaryota; Viridiplantae; Streptophyta; Magnoliopsida; Fabales; Fabaceae.